Molecule: messenger RNA, 1194 nt
Organism: Humulus lupulus (European hop)
Lineage: Eukaryota; Viridiplantae; Streptophyta; Magnoliopsida; Rosales; Cannabaceae
Exons: 2
Coding region: 1-1194 (397 amino acids)
Source: RefSeq, a predicted model, not a curated record
AUGGCUGAAGAGGUUGAAGGAGUUAAGGGUGCUAAUAAUGUCACUAACACAAUUGCUAUGGAUGAUGAUAGAGAGAGAGCCAUAAGGGAAGCCUCAACAAGUCGAAAAGUGGCUGGUAUACUUGAAGUGGAUGCAUUGACAACUUUGACUGCUCAAGUUUCUUCAAUGACUAACCUUUUCAAGAACAUGCAUUUGAGAGUUGUCCUUCGAAUGGUACAACCAAUUGCUAUGGGACAAGUUGCCGAUGUAUCUUGUGUUUAUUGUGGAGAUGGGCAUGUAUUUGAGAGUUGUCCUUUGAAUCCCGCUUCAGUUUGUUAUGUGGGGAAUCAAAAUGCCAACCGAAAUAACCCAUACUCGAACUCUUACAAUCCGAGGUGGAGGCAGCAUCGAAACUUCUCAUGGGGGGGUCAAGGAGCUAGUUCAAGCGGAGCACCAAUGCAAAACAAGACUACACAUCCACCGGGGUUUUCUCAACAACAACCAAGGGCUCAACCACCUCCUCCUCAAGUGUCGAAAUCAAGCUCGUUGGAGAGUUUAAUGAAAGAAUAUAUGGCCAAGAACAAUGCUGUGAUUCAGAGCCAGGCGACAUCCUUGAGGAACUUAGAAAUUCAAAUGGGGCAACUAGCCAAUGAGCUAAGGAAUAGACCACAAGGCACCUUGCCUAGUGAUACUGAAAAUCCAAGGAGAGAUGGUAAAGAGCAAUGCAAGGCGAUCACUUUGAGGAAUGGUAAAAGUCUGGAAUUGACUAAGGAGAAUUGUAAGAGAAACAACGAGCCCACUUCAAUCCAAAGUAGUGUGGACAAGGGAGACAAAACUGUGAAUUCGAAAAAUUCAAAUGCUAAUCCUGAAGAAAUUGCUGCAGCAAUUCCUCAGGAAAAUGCAACAGAGAAGCCAAUGAGCAAGCCACCUCCACCAUUUCCUCAACUUUUUCAAAAGCAGCAACAAGAUGGUCAAUUCCGAAGAUUUUUGGAUGUUUUGAAGCAACUCCACAUCAACAUACCGUUGGUGGACGCUUUGGAACAAAUGCCUAAUUAUGUGAAGUUCUUGAAGGAUAUUUUGACAAAGAAGAGGAGGAUUGGUGAAUUUGAAACGGUUGCUUUGACUGAAGGUUGUAGUGCUAUAUUGAAGAAUAAAAUUCCUCCAAAGUUGAAGGAUCCGGGCAAUUUCACAAUUCCAAUUUCUAUUGGGGGAUGA